AGCGCCUAGCCUAGCAUUAACAAUCAAUAUUUCGACUUCAAGGCAUCCAAACGCUAAGCCAAACCCUAGUGAAACUUACAUUAUUAACUUACAUAGAUUUGCCCGUAAAAGUAGAAAUGGCCAACACGGGACGCUUUAAGGACCGCAAUGCGGAUAUCCGUGCAGCUGGCUUGACCUCGUCUGUAGACAAAACGAAUACGACGGGCAUAUGCAUGAAAAUAUCGCACAGCGAGGAGCUGGCCGAGCAUAUGAUGCGCAUCGAUUGCAAGCACAAGAAAUUCAAGAGUGCUGGCUUGUUGUAUGCCGAGUCGCCGCGCCUGCCGGGCAUCAGUGUGCCGGAGCUGAUGGCCAUCGAGACGUCCAAGUCGCGUUUCAUGGUGUUCAAGGAGAAAUUCUCCGAGGAUAUGUACCUCAAACAGGCCAAGCUCGGCGAGGCGAAGCCGACUGGCUCCAAGCCCGAUCAUAUCACCAACUUGAGCACCACAUUUGGGCGCGAGACCAGGUCGAGAGGGCGACUCUACGACACCGUACUUCCGCCAAAGCCGGCGGAGCAAGUGAAUCGUGAAUACGGCAAAUUUCACGAUAAAUACGUGAUCAGUCAUAAUCACUAUUUUCCCGCAGAGCAAAUCAAUCGCAGGUACAACCAGCCCUUCAACAGGCAGGCCACCUAUGGAGUUGAAUACAACAGCGACAUUACUGGCAAGAUGGUGAAACGUUGCAUGCAGCAGUGCGCGGGGCAUGUGAUCAUCAUCAGCAAGGAGCAAAUGGACUUUAUAGAUCGCACCUAUCCGCGCCUUGGUAAAAAGAAAAAGAAAUACCCCUAUACGUAUGACCCGGGUAUGACCUUUGGCAGGCCGUCUGAGCCGCCAGUCUGUGAUUGCAAGAUGCUCAUCGAGGAUAUAUCACCAUGCCAGAGCAAUAAACACCUAAUAGACGCUUUGGGUCACCUCAACAUGUGGCGUCACAAGCUGCAGUUGCGCGCAGACUUCCAAAUGUUCGAUCUGAUCUCGGCGCUGGAGCACAGUGAUAAGGAGCAUACGCGUUAUCUGCCGUUGAAAAAGAUCUUUGAGGUGAUGCACCAGAUGCAUCUGUAUAUAGACAUCUAUAAGAUGCGCACCACUCUCUCGCACUUCAAGUUGAUCCUCGACGAGAAUUGCCCCAACGAGCGUGUCAACUACGAUACCUUCUGUCAGUUGCUUAACAUACAGCAUCCCUUGCCCACAACGGGUAACAUAUCAACCAUGCCGGCAACUGUCUACGACAAGGAUACUACCUAUCGGCUGCUCUGCGCCGAUCUUAGCAAGCAGCCGGUGGAGGUGACACCUGGGCGAAAGAAGUGCUCCAAAAAGAUAGAUGAGGAGAAUACACAUGUCAAGGAUUUGCUGACACCGGAUAUAGCGACGCUCUAUGGCCUGCUGCCCAGCGACUUUCAGUCUUUGCGUCCCAAGGAGCAACUUAUGAAAAUUUUUAAGGACAUUGUCAGCGAAUCGGUCUUCGAAACGAUUUGGCAGCAGCUUAUGAACACUCACAAGGAACAGAAUGGGUUGGCCUCAGUGGUUCAGUUCCGUGAUGUCAUGGACAAUAUCGAACCAGCUAGCCAGACAACCAAUGCAUUGGAGGCGCAAAUGUUAACUGCCCAUUAAAUUCAAUGUAGUCAGCGCAACAAUUCAAAUUUAAAUGAAUUGAGAGCAAGCUCAGUUAUACUGCUUUGUCGAUA
Drosophila hydei is the source of this 1717-nucleotide messenger RNA. RefSeq names its product EF-hand domain-containing family member B. The record is from RefSeq and is a predicted model, not a curated record. The transcript is spliced from 3 exons. The coding region runs from base 117 to 1643 and encodes 508 amino acids. Lineage: Eukaryota; Metazoa; Arthropoda; Insecta; Diptera; Drosophilidae.